GUGAGACAUAUUCGAUAGUCAUAUGAUCCUAAAAGGGGGCGAGUGAUAAUACCUUUAGUGUGAUUGAAGUUUUGUGCCAGUUCAGGGUUAUACAUUUUAAUUUGCUUCAAAUUACGCAGGAAAGGGAGAAUGAUUGGUUGCAUGUUUAAUAUCGAUGGUGGAUAUUUGGAAGGUUUGUGUAGAGGCUUUAAAUGUGGUAUUUUGAGGCAGUCGGACUACCUGAAUCUUGUUCAAUGCGAAACUCUAGAAGAUUUAAAACUUCAUCUUCAAGGUACGGAUUAUGGAAGUUUUCUUGCUAAUGAACCAAGUCCAUUACAAGUGUCUGUCAUUGACGACAAACUUCGUGAGAAACUUGUAAUCGAAUUUCAACACAUGAGGAAACAUGCUGUAGAACCUCUGUCAACGUUUCUGGACUUUAUAACUUACAGUUACAUGAUUGAUAACAUCAUUCUGCUAAUCACGGGAACCCUACACCACCGACCCAUUUCUGAGCUGAUUCCCAAGUGCCAUCCUUUGGGCAGCUUUGAGCAGAUGGAGGCCAUUCAUGUUGCAGCCACCCCAGCUGAGCUGUACAAUGCAGUGCUUGUUGACACACCACUGGCUCCUUUCUUUGUUGACUGCAUUAGUGAGCAAGAUUUGGAUGAGAUGAACAUCGAAAUUAUCCGUAAUACACUGUACAAGGCAUACCUGGAAGCAUUCUUCAACUUCUGUAAGGAGCUUGGAGGCACCACUGCUGAUGUCAUGUGCGAGAUUCUUGCUUUUGAAGCGGAUCGGCGGGCCAUCAUCAUAACCAUCAAUUCAUUUGGCACAGAGUUAACAAAGGACGAUCGAGCCAAACUGUAUCCGAGAUGUGGCAAAUUGCAUCCUGAUGGGUUGGCAGCACUGGCCCGGGCAGAUGACUACGAACAAGUGAAAGCAGUAGCAGAAUAUUAUGCUGAAUACAGUGCGCUGUUUGAAGGAGCUGGUAAUAACCCAGGCGAGAAGACUUUAGAGGACAAAUUUUUUGAGCAUGAGGUUCGUCUGAAUGUUCAUGCUUUCCUACAGCAGUUCCAUUUUGGUGUGUUCUACUCGUACCUCAAACUGAAG
Zootermopsis nevadensis is the source of this 1086-nucleotide messenger RNA. RefSeq names its product V-type proton ATPase subunit VhaAC39-1 (gene VhaAC39-1). Gene Ontology annotation, molecular function: proton-transporting ATPase activity, rotational mechanism. Gene Ontology annotation, cellular component: proton-transporting V-type ATPase, V0 domain. Lineage: Eukaryota; Metazoa; Arthropoda; Insecta; Blattodea; Termopsidae. The record is from RefSeq and is a predicted model, not a curated record. Gene Ontology annotation, biological process: proton transmembrane transport.